CCCCCUCACAGCGGGACGCCGCAGAAGUAGAUCGGGGAUGAGGUCUGACCCGCAGCCUGUUGUUGAUGUUCGCUGGGAGGAUUUUAUUAAAGAGAAAAAUAAAACAAAGUGUGCGCACAGCGGAGAGUCAACAUUCGCUCCUGCUGUAAAUGAGCGAGGAAACUGUGGACAGAUGAGAGAAAGUGAAUUGGGAGCGUUUGGAGUCGCUUUUGUUGGACACGCUGCCCUCUGGCACCGCUGCUGCUGCUAACAGCGGCUCUUUGUGCUGCAGGCUGCCGCUUUUUCCUUCAGGGAGAAAGGUAGGACCUCUGGAAAAACCUUCCUGCAGGCUCCAAGAUAGAUUCCCUCAGGAGUAAAGUGGAUCUGCUGCGCCUCCCUCUGGCCCUCUCUACCAAGUCCAUCAGCAACUGCAAGAGCCAGUUGGGAGUGGCCUGGGACAAGGGCGGCUUGGGGACAGGAGUGGCCCAGAAACUCCGCCCACCGCCGAUCACUGACAUGGACAACGAGUCAACGUACUCGGGAUACUCUUACAAGUCAUCCCACUCGAGGAGUUCCCGCAAACACAGGGAGAGAAGGGACAGGCAUCGCUCUAAGAAUCGCGAUGGCAGCAUCCGUGGAGAGAAAUCUGUGGUCAUCCAGGCUCCGGGGGAGUCGCUGCUGGACGCAGAUUCCCCCAGAGAGGACGACAGGGAUGACAACUGGGGUGAAACGACCACGGUGGUCACCGGCACCUCCGUGGACAGCAUCUCAAACGAGGACCUGACGCAGCUAUCUAAGGACUCAGACGACUCUUCAGCGCUGGAGUGCCGGCGUUACAUCAGCCCAGCGCUGGGAGCCAUUCUGGGCUUCGUCUCUCUGAUCACUCCACUGGCCUUCUUGGCCCUCCCACAGCUCUUGUGGCGGGACUCACUGGACCCUUGUGGCACGCCGUGCGAAGGCCUUUACAUUUCACUCGCCUUCAAGCUCCUGAUCCUCCUCAUCUCCACGUGGGCGCUGUUUCUCCGCCCGCCCAGAGCCGCUCUGCCACGCUUCUUUGUGUUUCGCUGUCUGCUGCUUGCGCUGGUCUUUCUCUUCGUGGCGUCCUAUUGGCUCUUCUAUGGGGUGCGGGUGCUGGAGCCCAGAGAGACAGACUACAGGGGGAUUGUGGGCUAUGCAGCAUCUCUGGUGGACGCAUUGUUGUUCAUUCAGUACCUAGCCCUCGUGCUGCUGGAGGUCAGACACCUGCAGCCUGCUUUCUCUCUGAAGGUUGUGAGGAGCACAGAUGGAGUCAGCCGCUUCUACAAUGUGGGACAUCUCAGCAUUCAGAGGGCCGCAGCGUGGGUUCUCGAUCAGUACUACAGCGACUUUCCGGUUUAUAACCCUGCUUUGCUUAACCUCCCCAAGUCCAUCCUCACCAAGAAAAUGUCUGCUUUCAAAGUCUACAACCUGGGGGAAGACAACAGCACCAACAACUCCACAGGCCAGUCCAGAGCCAUGAUUGCAGCGGCCGCUCGGAGAAGAGACAACUCUCACAACGAGUACUACUAUGAAGAGGCCGAGGUGGAGCGGAAGGUCCGCAAACGCAAAGCCAGGCUGGUGGUGGCAGUAGAAGAAGCUUUUACCCACAUCAAACGUCAUCAGCAGGAAGAUGCAGUCACUUCGUCUCCCAAACACCCGCGGGAGGUGAUGGACCCCAGGGAGGCAGCUCAGGCCAUAUUUGCCCCCAUGGCGCGGGCCAUGCAGAAGUACCUUCGUGCAACCAGGCAGCAGACUUACCACAGCAUGGAGAGCAUCAUCAGCCACCUGCAGUUCUGCAUUACCCACAACAUGACACCAAAGGCUUUCCUAGAGCGUUACCUCGUCCCGGGCCCCACCCUGCAGUACCUGGACAGCAACAAGGGGCGCCAGUGGACACUAGUGAGCGAGGAGCCAGUGACCGCCUCUCUGCGUCAAGGCCACGUCUUCAGCCUGAGGCGCCUCGACCUUUCUCUGAUUGUGACAGUAACGCCGCUUCCUUUCUUGCACAUAGCCGAAGAGUUCAUUGAUCCCAAAAGCCACAAGUUUGUCAUGAAGCUUCAGUCAGAGACGUCUGUGUAGGAGGGGAGAGGCACAGGACAAGGCAGAGGAGGGGCAGGAUGUCGCAUCAUAUGUACUAAUAACUGAGGGCAAAUUUUUGGGGGGGACUUUUUUAAGGUAUAUUUUGUUUUUUCUUUAUUUACUUUGCAGUAUUUAAAGCCUGAUUGUCAUGACUGUUUUUCAGAGUGUGAGACAGAAUGGUCUUUACUGACAUGAAUAUAGGAAAAACACCAAGGCCACAAAAAUAGCAGGUCGCUGACCAUCUUCCGUUUACUUGCUUGUAAAACUGCUGCCUGUUAACUUCGCUAAGUGAUUCUACUUCCCGUUGUUGCAUUUUGUUUGCUCUUUAAAUUAGAUUUUUGAAAAAUGUGUUAUUACUACACCAUUUACCUAAGAUCCACCCAUUAUAGAUCCAUGUAGGAUACUGAUUGGCUGUAGAAAAUAUUCAAGUAUUUUUACUGUUCAAAAUGACCUUUUCAUAUGUAAGCAGACCUGAAAGGCUCCACUUUACUUUAUCAUUCUCAGACUUAAGCUCAGUUCUCUUUUCUUUCUUUAGCAUCUUCUUUUUUCCUUUUUUUAGUUCCUGCCAGACUGACCGUGAAAGGCAAAUAAUGAACAGAAAACUUUACUAAAAGUUUGCCUGACAUUUAUAGACUGCUUUCAUAACCUAAAUAUGGAGACAUGAAACCAUCUUUGAACUAUUUCUUCUUAUAUGUUUUAUUCCACAGAAUGAAGGUGAAAUGCUAACUUUGCAGUAAAUAUGAAAUUUUAACCAAGUCUGGAUUAACAAUUUGACUGUUUCAGAAAUAUGUUUUGUAUUUUUUAUGUGGUUUGGUCACUCACUGAAAGCUCCAUCAACAGAAAUGUUUUACAUGAUGGGGUAAAGAAAAGCUAAAUUAAGAGCAGGGCCUAGAACCUGUCCCAGGUAUCAUAGAUCAAGAGGUAACUGGGCUAACAAAGAGAAACAGACAACCACAUUCAGAAUCAAAAGUUGAUCUUAACCCACUAACUUCAUGUUUUUGGACUGUCGAGGAACCAAAGUACCCAGACAGGCAAACAUGGGGAGAAACCCUUAACAGAUGGUUGUUUUGAACCCAGGAACGUCUUGCUGUGAGGCAACAGUGCUAACCACCACACUAUGCACUUCCCACUUUAUAAAGUCUUCCUCUAUAAGCAAAAAUACUAUAUUCAAUAAUUUACAUUAGCCUCAUGAAUACAUUUAGUCUUUACGGCCUAUUUUAAAGUCCUAUUGGAUUAAUAAUAGCGAUGCAUUAAUGCUGGUGAA
This is a messenger RNA of Pundamilia nyererei, 3340 nucleotides long. RefSeq names its product vang-like protein 2. Lineage: Eukaryota; Metazoa; Chordata; Actinopteri; Cichliformes; Cichlidae. The transcript has 8 exons. Gene Ontology annotation, cellular component: membrane. Gene Ontology annotation, biological process: multicellular organism development. The coding region runs from base 496 to 2076 and encodes 526 amino acids. The record is from RefSeq and is a predicted model, not a curated record.